CACAUCUAGCGUGAAAAUGGCCAGUCUGGACUUAGGUUUGGCCAGCACUGAAAUUCCAGCAGACAUGGCUACCAAACUACGAACGAACGUUGGUCAAGAUUAUAUCACGCACAACUUCCAGAAACACUUAGAGGGUUAUUACAAUAAGGCUACCCCGACAGACCAGGCGAAGUGCUUAGAACUGGUGACAGCCCUACACCUAGGAGAGGGCCUCGCGCCACAGUACACCACUCACCCUCCCUACACGUCCAAGAUACCCAAAGAUAUCAGGCGCUGUAAAUCAGCCAUGGCCAAAAUAGGUAGUACAGAUAAGGAUGGUAUUCAGGCAUUCAGCACAUCCUAUAGCAGAGACUACACUUCUAAACUGACACCCACAGUUGUAGCUCACAGGCCAUCAACGUCCCAAGGUUACGCGACCACAAAUGACAAGAGAGGUCCCAUCGGUAUGACCUUGUACACAGAGGACUUUGGAAAUAAACCUAUCAACCUGUGCGACCCAAUCCGCUCUGGGACUUCCUCUGGGGAGAGAAACAAUAACCCCCACCCAAAACAGGCUUUCAUGACGUGGCGUUUUCCAUCGCAUGGCAGAAAAAAAUAUGUCCGACAGUUAACCUGUAACGAGCCUCUGACCAAAGAGAAGAUAAAUUAUAUCCACAGAAGGAUGUGUUGCUCCACCUACCAGAAGGACUACCUGGGUAUCCCCCAGGGUUUUCAGAUGAAGUCUGCCUAUGACCUGCCUCCAGACUGGAAGCGUAAUGUGGUGUACAGUGUAGAGACCAGCAACAGGAUGGCUUAUCAGAACCCUAAAGGAGUUCCUGAGUUAGCCCUACCCUCCACGCGCUACGGCUCCAAUCGCACUAAGAACAAGGCAGCUGUGGGCACAAUUCCUAUGAUAAACAGGUGUCUCCUGGACUUGAAAACAAAGACGACAUAUGAUAGGCACUUCAACGAAAAUGCCUCUGCUGUCACACAGCAGAUUCGUGAUGUCUCUCGUGACAUUAACAUCGAUGCCCUGGAGAAGUUUUACAAUACGUCACUUGGAAAAGAGAAAGAAAUUGUUGGUAAAAUGCUCCACAGUUUAAAACCAGACAGAUACCAGCAACCAAGAUGUCACACUGCAAGCCAAGGCAGGAAAAGCCGCACACCAGGCCCACAUAGCCCAGUCGCCACGGCAACUACUCCAUCCCAUCAGCUGUUAGAACAAGACCAACCCAUUGGUGGCCCAAUAAGCACUCAGCAUCUAGUCCCUGCCUAAUUUCAAACUCAUUAGUAACGGGAAGUUAUAUUCUACAUGUACAUAUUUGUCACAUAAUUCAAAAAUUUUGUGUACUUUUUAUGAGUUUUAAA
Liolophura sinensis is the source of this 1347-nucleotide messenger RNA. RefSeq names its product testis-expressed protein 26-like. Gene Ontology annotation, cellular component: cytoplasm. Lineage: Eukaryota; Metazoa; Mollusca; Polyplacophora; Chitonida; Chitonidae. The transcript has 8 exons. Bases 17 to 1255 code for a protein of 412 amino acids. The record is from RefSeq and is a predicted model, not a curated record.